Messenger RNA from Drosophila suzukii, 733 nucleotides. It is a transcript of the gene lin-52, whose product is annotated as DREAM core complex component lin-52. The record is from RefSeq and is a predicted model, not a curated record. Gene Ontology annotation, cellular component: DRM complex. Gene Ontology annotation, biological process: regulation of DNA-templated transcription. Lineage: Eukaryota; Metazoa; Arthropoda; Insecta; Diptera; Drosophilidae.
AUUUUUUAUUCAACCAGGUGGCAAGUGAUUAGCCCACGGAUUUCUGAAAUUUUUCUAUUUUUUUUACGUUUUUCGGCGGUUUUGUAGAUUUUUUAAGAUGAGCAACGCAGAGCAAGCUGUGGAAUUGUUUGCGCCAGAAACCGUUUUGAAAGCGGGCGAGGAGGUGGCCGAUGCUCCGGCGGACAGUAGGAGCACGUUAGCCGCCGGAGAGGAGGUUCCCGAGGGCAAGGAGAAGCCCGAAACGCCGGAGGACGAGCUCAUCUCCAUGGAGACGCUGCGCGCCUCACCUGUCCAAUGGCCGGAGCGAUUUCCCGGGAUGGACGAGUUCCUCACCAUGAGCGAUACGCCCAUCUAUACGCGCACCACGGACUACGCCAACAACCUGACCAGCGAGGACAUGGCCAAGAUCAAUCAACUAUCCCUGCUCAGUCCCGAAGAGCUGAUCGAUAAAAUAAAGUCGAUGCAUGAUGAGAUCUAUCAGCUGGGCCUGCGUGAGGCGAAGGAGAUGACCCGAGGAAAGCUGCUGGGCAUCUUCGACCGAGACCGCCUUCCCAAGCGGCAGCCGUGAGCCACGAUCAUUCGAUCCCAGUAAAUGGGACCACCGAAGAUCUCGUCGAUGUCUAAUUAAGAACUUAGCCGUAGUUUAAACUGUACAUAAUAGUUUUUAUAGUAAGUAAUGCACGUUGAGGAUGUAUCACAAUUUUACAAAGAUAAAAACUCGAUUGAACAGUAA